Trichosurus vulpecula (common brushtail) is the source of this 3316-nucleotide messenger RNA. RefSeq names its product collagen type VIII alpha 1 chain (gene COL8A1). Gene Ontology annotation, cellular component: basement membrane. The record is from RefSeq and is a predicted model, not a curated record. The coding region runs from base 166 to 2391 and encodes 741 amino acids. The transcript is spliced from 5 exons. Gene Ontology annotation, molecular function: protein binding. NCBI's taxonomy places the organism in Eukaryota, Metazoa, Chordata, Mammalia, Diprotodontia, Phalangeridae.
CUGUUCUUCUCUCCUUGGAUCUUAAAGACUCCAGGGGCUGAUCUGAAACAAAACAAGAGAAGUUGUUCCUUCUGUUGAAGAGACAGAUACCAAACCCAGACCUGCUGUAAGUCAAAAGCAAGUUCCUUGGUCUGCGAUUCUUCCCUCUUCCAGAGUCUAAAUGUGAUGGCUGUUCCCCUGACCCCUCUACAGCUACUGGGAGUGGUGAUCUUCAUUUAUUUCAGUUUCAUCAGGUCCAUUUAUGGCGGUGCUUAUUAUGGGAUCAAACAGCUUCCACCUCAAAUCCCAGCUCAGAUACCCCAAUACCAGCCCCUGGGACAACAAGUACCUCACAUGCCUUUGGGCAAAGAUGGCCUUCCCAUGGGUAAGGAGAUGCCCCCCAUGCAGUAUGGCAAAGAAUACCCACACCUACCCCAGUAUAUGAAGGAAAUUCCACAGGUGCCCAGGAUGGGCAAGGAGGCAGCUCCCAAGAAAAGCAAAGUGGAAAUACCAUUAGCCAGCUUAAGAGGAGAACAAGGUCCCCGUGGAGAACCUGGCCCAAGAGGACCACCAGGACCCCCAGGUUUGCCAGGCCAUGGGAUACCAGGAAUCAAAGGAAAACCAGGCCCACAAGGCUAUCCAGGGAUUGGAAAGCCAGGUAUGCCUGGAAUGCCAGGAAAACCUGGAGGCGUGGGAAUGCCUGGGGCAAAAGGUGAAAUAGGACCAAAAGGAGAGAUUGGACCUAUGGGCAUGCCAGGGCCACAAGGACCUCCAGGGCCUCAUGGACUUCCUGGCAUUGGAAAGCCAGGUGGCCCAGGGUUACCAGGACAACCAGGACCAAAGGGAGAACCAGGACCCAAAGGACAGCCAGGACUUCCUGGUCUUCAAGGGCCUAAAGGAGAGAAGGGCUUUGGGAUGCCAGGUUUGCCAGGACUAAAAGGUCCCCCUGGGAUGCAUGGACCUCCUGGGCCUGUGGGGCUUCCAGGAAUAGGCAAACCAGGGGUGACAGGAUUCCCAGGGCCACAGGGUCCUCUAGGUAAACCAGGCCUUCAAGGUGAACCAGGACCACAGGGCCCUAUAGGCAUACCUGGGAUUCAAGGACCACCUGGUGUGCCUGGAGUUGGAAAGCCAGGUCAAGAUGGCAUCCCUGGACGACCUGGAUUUCCCGGUGGUAAAGGGGAACAAGGACUACCUGGGUUGCCAGGACCUCCAGGCCUCCCAGGGGUUGGGAAACCAGGUUUUCCAGGGCCUAAGGGUGACCGAGGGAUGGGGGGACUUCCUGGAGCUCUUGGACCUAGAGGAGAGAAAGGCCCUGUAGGUGCACCUGGAAUGGGGGGACCUCCAGGUGAGCCAGGCCUGCCUGGAAUUCCAGGUCCCAUGGGACCUCCAGGUGCUAUUGGCUUCCCAGGGCCCAAAGGAGAAGGUGGAGCUGUAGGGCCACAAGGACCAUUGGGUCCCAAAGGUGAGCCGGGGUUACAGGGUUUCCCAGGGAAACCGGGAUUCCUUGGUGAAGUGGGACCCCCAGGCAUGAGAGGUUUGCCAGGUCCAAUUGGGCCCAAAGGGGAAGCUGGGCAAAAAGGUUUACCGGGCAUCCCUGGAGCCCCUGGGCUCAUUGGACCUAAAGGGGAACCAGGAAUCCCAGGAGAUCAGGGUUUACAAGGCCCAUCUGGAAUUCCAGGAAUUGGGGGGCCAAGUGGUCCAAUUGGACCUCCUGGAAUCCCAGGCCCCAAAGGAGAACCAGGUCUACCAGGUCCUCCUGGGUUCCCUGGGGUAGGAAAGCCUGGGGUAGCAGGACUGCAUGGACCCCCAGGGAAGCCUGGGGCUCUUGGCCCUCAAGGUCAACCUGGCCUUCCAGGCCCCCCAGGACCUCCAGGUCCCCCAGGUCCCCCAGCUGUGAUGCCACCCACACCACCAGCCCAUGGAGAGUAUUUUCCAGAAGUGGGGCCAGGGAUUGAUGGAGUGAAAACCCCACAUGCCUAUGGGGGCAAGAAAGGCAAAAAUGGAGGCAUAGCUUAUGAGAUGCCUGCAUUUACGGCCGAGUUGACAACGCCCUUCCCACCAGUGGGAGCCCCAGUUAAGUUUGACAAAUUGCUUUACAACGGAAGGCAGAACUACAACCCCCAGACGGGCAUCUUCACCUGCGAGGUCCCUGGUAUCUACUACUUUGCAUACCAUGUCCAUUGCAAAGGCGGCAACGUAUGGGUGGCUUUGUUCAAGAACAACGACCCGAUGAUGUACACGUAUGACGAGUACAAAAAGGGCUUUCUAGACCAGGCAUCAGGGAGCGCUGUGCUGCAGCUGAGACCCGGAGACCGGGUUUUUCUCCAGAUGCCUUCAGAGCAAGCUGCUGGACUGUAUGCAGGACAAUAUGUCCAUUCCUCUUUUUCAGGAUAUUUAUUAUAUCCCAUGUAAAUUUAAAACAAAAAAAGUAGGAAAAACACAAGAAAAAAAGACAGCAAAAGAAAAAAGAUGAAGUGACAGAAAAAUCAAACACAAAACACAUAAUUGCUUCAAAGAGUUUGUGCUGUUGAAAAGUUAUAUUUAAAUGGAAGUUUGGACCAUCAUAAAAAAAAGACAAAAAACAAAAACAAUAAAAAUGCAAGUUUAAUGUUCUGCAGAGCUUGUUAUUAAAAUGACAGGAAGAAUCUAUGUAUCACAUUUCUAACAGAUGUUCUGUACCCACUGAAAUCAUAUUAGCAAAUAUACAUUAUACAUUUCCACAAUACCAUGCUUUCUAAAGUUCAGUCAAAAUAUUUCAUUAUGAAGGAUCACAGCUAAUACAAGUCAUUCAUUCAUAUUGUUUACUUAAAACUACACAAGAAUAAAUCUUAAAAAAACAUCAAUGACCAAAAAAGAAAUCACACGCCUCAUUUACUUGCAUUGUUUACCCCAUAUUUUCACGAGUGAAAAUGGUGUGGGAGGCACAUUUUACUAGUGAAACGCAGGAAGGGGGUGAUCAUGUAGUAAUAUUGCCCUUGCAGAGGUAAUCUGAGGCAAUGUAUACCAUGCGGAGGAUAGCUCCCUUCCAGUAAACUGCUGGGGGUUUGGCAGCAGGAUUCCCACUCUGAGCAGGGUUGUCACUCAGUGGGAGCCACUGAAUCUAUUCAUCGACAAGUAAGCACCCAGGAGAUGCUGAGGCAAUGUACCCAGCCCCGCAAGAAGGGCCAUGGAGGACACAAAAGGCCAAGUCAUGGGCUGUAUCCUCAAGAUGCUUACAAGAUUGCUGGGAAAUGAGAAUGGUGGUUAAUCUGUUUAUUCCUGAAAUAAUUUAUCCCCUAAGGUUUCUUCCAUAUGCUUUGGUUCUUAUUAUUUCUUACUAGAUCCAACUAGACCAAAA